AUGCCCAGAGGCUGCGCCCUCCUGCUCGCCUCGCUGCUCCUCGCCGCGGCCCUUUCAGCCACCCUGGGGCUCGGGUCGCCGGUGAAGGCAAAGAGAGGCUGGACCCUGAACAGUGCUGGCUACCUUCUCGGACCACAUGCCAUUGACAACCACAGAUCAUUUCACGACAAGCAUGGCUUCACUGGCAAGCGGGAACUCGAGCCUGAAGAUGAAGCCAGGCCAGGAAGCCUUGACAGGCGGCUGCUGGAGAACAAUGUCGUGCGCACGAUAAUCGAGUUUCUGACUUUCUUGCAGCUCAAAGACGCCGGGGCCCUGGAGCGCCGGCCCGGUCUCCCCGCAGCAGUGUCCUCAGAAGGCGUGGAGCAGCCCUAG
This is a messenger RNA of Mesoplodon densirostris (Blainville's beaked whale), 372 nucleotides long. It is a transcript of the gene GAL, whose product is annotated as galanin and GMAP prepropeptide. Gene Ontology annotation, molecular function: hormone activity. The record is from RefSeq and is a predicted model, not a curated record. Bases 1 to 372 code for a protein of 123 amino acids. The transcript has 5 exons. Gene Ontology annotation, cellular component: extracellular region. Lineage: Eukaryota; Metazoa; Chordata; Mammalia; Artiodactyla; Ziphiidae.